AUGUGCUGUCAAAAAAACAAAGAUGAUAUCGUUAUUGUUUCUGCACUGCGAACACCCAUUGCUAAAGCAGGAAGGGGUGCAUUUAGAGGUCUUACAAACGAUAUGUUAGUUUAUCAUGCAAUUAAGGGAAUAUUGGAUAAAACAAGAAUUGAUCCUAGUCUUAUUGAUGAAGUGUGUUUUGGGCACGGGCUGUCUCCGAUGAACGGAUCAACAGCUUUAAGGAUAGGUGCACUUAGAGCAGGACUAUCUCUUGUAACACCUGUAUCAACUUUUAAUAGGCAAUGUGGAUCGGGUUUAGAUUCAGUUAGUAUUAUAGCUAAUAAAAUAAGGGUGGGUGAAAUAGAAAUAGGCCUGGCGGGAGGGUUUGAAUCGAUGAGUUUUUACCCGAUAAAUCAAGGAAAAAUAACAUGUUAUGAAGAUGAUGUAGAUAAAGUCAAAGAAUGUUUUAUUUCGAUGGGAGAAACAGCUGAAAUCUUGGCUAAAAAAUAUUCGAUUACACGGGAAGAGUCAGAUAUUUUUGCAAUGAAUAGUCAUAAACGCGCAGCUUAUGCAACUAUUAAUAAACUGUAUACUAACGAAAUUAUUCCUGUAAAAAUCGAUAAUAGUGUCAUAACUGAAGAUGAAGGUAUUCGUGUUACAAAUUUGGAAAAACUUGCUUCUCUAAAAUCUGUAUUUAGAAAGGGUGGGAUAUGUACAGCGGGAAAUUCUUCACAGUUAUCAGAUGGUGCGUCGGCUGUUCUUCUUAUGAAAAGACAUAAAGCAGAGGAGUUAGAAAAAGACAUUUUAGGAAGUUUAAUUGAUUAUGUGUGUGUUGGUACAAACCCUUCUAUUAUGGGACAAGGACCAGUACCAGCCAUCAGAAAAUUACUGCACAGGAAUAAUUUGGCAAUAAACGAUAUUGAUUAUUUUGAAAUAAAUGAAGCAUUUGCAUGUCAGGCACUUUUUUGCAUCAAAGAGCUAGAAAUUGAUCAGAAGAGAGUAAAUUUACAUGGGGGAGCAAUCGCUUUGGGACAUCCUAUUGGAUGUACAGGUUCACGGCUAGUAGCAAGUCUAUUGAAUGUUAUGGGCCUUAAUAAUAUGCAAGGAUUUGGUGUUGUCUCACUGUGUGUAGGAACGGGGCAAGGUGUAGCUGCUCUAAUAAGAAGAGAAUGA
Messenger RNA from Vairimorpha ceranae, 1152 nucleotides. Its product is annotated as 3-ketoacyl thiolase-like protein. The coding region runs from base 1 to 1152 and encodes 383 amino acids. The record is from RefSeq and is a predicted model, not a curated record. Gene Ontology annotation, molecular function: acetyl-CoA C-acyltransferase activity. NCBI's taxonomy places the organism in Eukaryota, Fungi, Microsporidia, Nosematidae. The transcript has a single exon. Gene Ontology annotation, biological process: fatty acid beta-oxidation; phenylacetate catabolic process.